AUGAUGGAAAAGCAUGCAUCGGCUGUUGAUCCCGCGGCCGCCCAGCGCCACGCCAAGAAGCAUCGGUGGAACGUGAAGCUUGCCGGUCUCGCUCUGGUACUCGUCGCAGCCGCCCUCUACGGCGACAUUCCGAGUCUCGCAUACGAGAGCUUGCGUCCUCAUCUCGAACUCUGCAAUGGCAGCCGCAAUAGAUCAUCGCCAUAUGGUCGAUUCCCCGUCCCUGAUGACCCUUUCCAAUUUCUACCGUGCACGAACGCGACCUCGGUACCCGCCCUCGAUGAUCCCAAUCCCAAACGAUCGUGGGCGCGUCUCUUCGACCCGGACCCCGAGCAUUGGAGCUGGGGUCGCACGGUAAAUGGGGAUGCUGCGCAAAGGGACGACAAGUACGCGGGGCGUGGGAUCUACAUGUGCGGCUACUUAGACGUCCCGCUCGACUACACAAAUCAUUCGGAGCCGCGCAUUGCCCGUCUCGCAGUCACCAAGUUCCAGGUAUCUGGUCUUGCACGGAUAGACUCACGUAUCGAUUAUACCGCGACCCCGCGACCAGGAAGCAAGAGCAAGAGAACAAUUGUCAUCGAACCAGGUGGUCCGGGUGGUAGUGGCACAUCAUAUGCAUGGCGGGUAGCCCAGAAUGUGACGGAGCGCUUCAGUGAUGGUCAAUUUGAUGUCUUGGGUUGGGAUCCUCGUGGUGUCAAUGCAUCGCUUCCUGCUGUUUCUUGCUACCCUGCCAAUGCCUACCGUGACCGCUGGUCGCUCCUCACGGGUCAAUAUCGAGAGGUAUCCGCACCCGAGGCGCAGCUUGAGCUUGCAGAUGCCAUGAAUGCUGCACUGUUCCGAUCUUGUUGGGAGCGUCAUGGCGACCUCGGAAGAUUUGUUAGCACUGCAUUCGUCGUGCGUGAUCUCGAAGAGAUCCGUAAGGCCCUUGGAGAGGAUGAGCUGACUGGAUAUCUGGUCAGUUAUGGCACGGGCAUCGGCCAGACAUACGCCAAUAUGUUCCCAAACAGUGUUGGCCGCAUGAUCCUCGACGGCACUGAAUAUGUGAGGGAUCAUCGCCUCCUGGGAGGCUUUGGUUGGACGGCGCUCGACAAUAUCACAGAUGCCUGGCACGAUGGAUUCCUUGGGGAGUGCAUCAAUGCCGGGCCAGAGUAUUGCGCGCUGGCUCGUUCUUUAGAUGGAAACAAAGUGACACUUGAGGACCUGGACAGUCGAAUGAAUAAUCUGAAGGUUUCUCUUAUGCAACGACCAGCAGUGAGUUAUUCGGAAUCAAUCGGACCCUCGCUCGUCACCUACUCAUCUUUAGUUAAUACCAUAUACGGGGCUCUCUACAACGCCGAGAUGUGGCCAACACUAGCACAAGCCCUAUUUGAGCUUGAAGGCGGCAAUUCCUCCCUCGUCACUGAACUGUUGGAGAAGGCCGAAUGGAUAUAUAAUCCUGCGUCGCCGCCCUCACGCCUUCCCUAUACCCCAGGCUUGGACCUCGGUGCCCUCGUAAUAUGUAGCGAUGCUUACGAUGCCCCCAUGCCCGCCGAUGGUCUGGCUUGGUGGAACUCCCUCUGGGCCAAUAUGACCUCUCAAUCCUGGAUCGGAGGCAAUUCUCGUUUCUUCGACGUGUUCCCUUGCCGGCACUACGCGACUUACUGGCCUGAGCCCGCUGAGGUGUACCGCGGGGACUUGAAUCACACACUGAAACACCCAGUCUUACUGAUCGCGGAAACGUACGAUCCAGCUACGCCACUCCGCAAUGGAAGAAGGCUUCUGGCCGAGAUGGGUUCGAACGCUAGGCUUAUAGCUCACCAUGGAUAUGGCCACGCUUCCCGAGACAAGUCUUCGUGCACGGACAGGAUAGCAAAAACCUACAUUCUUGAGGGCAACCUGCCCGAAGAGCCGGAGACGGCUUGUUAUGCCGAUGGAAAGCCCUAUUUAUAUAAUACUAAGACCACUGAAAUAAGCUCCGCAUCCAUAACGGAGAUGGCGGCUUUAUGGAGAGAACAGCUCCAAGAGCUUGCCUUUUCGAAUCCUAGAAUACUAAGUUAA
This is a messenger RNA of Xylaria bambusicola, 2034 nucleotides long. Its product is annotated as alpha/beta-hydrolase. NCBI's taxonomy places the organism in Eukaryota, Fungi, Ascomycota, Sordariomycetes, Xylariales, Xylariaceae. The coding region runs from base 1 to 2034 and encodes 677 amino acids. The record is from RefSeq and is a predicted model, not a curated record. The transcript has a single exon.